Molecule: messenger RNA, 2472 nt
Organism: Tremella mesenterica DSM 1558
Lineage: Eukaryota; Fungi; Basidiomycota; Tremellomycetes; Tremellales; Tremellaceae
Exons: 16
Coding region: 1-2472 (823 amino acids)
Source: RefSeq, a predicted model, not a curated record
AUGAGCUCAUCUAAGGUUCAAGGACUGCGGAUGAAGCAGGCAGUACAGGUGCUUCUCCUAGCUUCUGCAGGUUCUAUCCUACUCGGUCUGGCACCCCUCAAAUCUCUUCUUCAACCCCACCUCCCUCUUCCUUCUCCAUCGAUCGGAUACUCUCUCCUCUUCAUCUCCCUCCUUCUCACUUUCCUCGCCAUCUUCUCCUAUCUCCAAGCUCCACUGAGGUUCAUAUGGAACUGUUUCUUCAAGCCUUUCACACAUUCCGCUCCUGGGGAAGAACAAAAAGACAGACUGAACGCUUUCUAUUCUGGUCAAGCAGAUGUGUACGAUUCAACCCGAUCUCAUUUACUCAAAGGGAGAGAGACUAUGCUUCAACUCUUAGCUAGUCAUCUCAAAGCUCAACCUGUCUCGAUCCUCUCCGGAACGGAGAAACCGAAGAUAUGGGUCGAUAUUGGUGGUGGGACAGGAUGGAACAUUGAGAAAAUGGAUGAAUACCUUCCGAUCUCGUAUUUCGAUGCCAUCUACCUUAUCGACUUAUGCGAACCUCUUCUCGAAGUAGCCCGAGCUCGAUUCGCAGCGAAAGGAUGGAAAAACGUACAUGUUUUGUGUCAAGAUGCUAGUCGGUUCGUCUUACCUGAAUGGGAGUCUGGGAUCCCGCCAUUCUAUCAACUCCUCGAUCGAUGUGACCAAGUUCUCGAUCCUCAACGCGGACUCAUCGGGGUAGUCGACUUUUAUACCUCCCGUGAAGCUGGCAUCAAAGAACGAGCUAUCGGGACUGCCAGCAAACGUGUUUCUUGGAUGGCCAAGUGGUUCUGGGAAUGUUGGUUCGAAUUGGACAAUGUCCAUCUCCAUGGAUCACGACGGGAUUAUCUCGAGUAUAAAAUGGGCACGAUCAAGACUUUCAACGGAAGGAAUAAUUUCCUCAGCACAUGGUUCAUUCAAAUUCCUUAUUACAUAUUCCUUGGUUGUUCUAGAUCACGCGAUGCGACAGUCGCAGCCAAAGCUUUUGAAGUGGAAGCUGGUAAUCGUAUCGGUUUAGGAAAUGGGGGACUCAUGACUCCCACUUCUCCAUUCAAUGUUCACCCUUGGGGAUCGGGUUCUCCGGAAUUGAAAAGCAUGCCUAAUUUUACCCUCGGACCCAGUGCCAUGGGUGUUGAACAAGGACCCCCUGAAUACGCUCAGACAAUUCAAGAUGCUGGUGCCCCUCUCAGUCCGUUUCACUAUCAAUUGAGGAAAUCAUGGAGAGUGCCUUAUUUGGAAGGAAAAAUACAUGAACAAUUUCGCACUCAUAUUUACGGAUGGACAUGGGAAGAUCCCGAUGUCGACGUUCGAAAACUCGGUAUCAACAAGGAUGAUCAUAUACUCGCAAUUACCUCGGCAGGGGACAACGUUCUUCAUUAUGCUCUUUCCGCACAAUGUGCUAGGAUCCAUGCCGUCGAUAUGAAUCCCUGUCAAGGACACAUUUUGGAGCUUAAGCUGGCUGCAAUCACUGCUCUAGACUAUCACGAUUUUUGGCUAUUAUUCGGGGAAGGUCGUCAUCCAGAAUUCGAAAGACUGCUCACUAUGAAAUUAUCUCCCUUUCUCUCUUCUCACGCAUUCGCAUAUUGGAAAACACAUGCUUCGCAGUUCAAACGAAACUUUUACUUUCGAGGGUACUCCGGUUGGGCUUUACGUCUUGCCCAAGUGGCGUUCUUCCUUGCUGGAGUGAGGAAAGAUGUGAAGAGGUUGUGCAAUGCCUCGUCGACUACGGAACAGGAGAGAAUAUGGAGGAAAAAGUUGAGACCGAUCAUUUUUAAUCGGUUCAUGGUUCGGAUGUUUUUGGGUAAUCCUUUCUUCAAUUGGCAUGCUCUCGGUGUUCCAAAGAAUCAAAUGAAUUGUUUUCUACAAGAUGGAACAGUAGAAGAUUUCAUCUCGGCCACUUUAGACCCGGUGCCGAAAUUGACUACUUUGAAGGAUGAUAACUACUUUUUCUUCUUAUGUCUAAAUGGACGAUACACUCGUGCUUCAUGUCCUGCUUACCUCAAACCAGAGGGAUUUCACGCUUUGAAAAAUGCCAAGAUUAACAAUGCGUUCAAAUUGCAUACGGAUACUAUUCUCAACGUCCUGCGAGGUUUACCAGACUCUAGUCUUACCAAAAUCAUAGUCAUGGAUUCCAUGGAUUGGUUUGAUCCUAUACCCCCAACCACCCCUCUACCUCCUGUCGGUGCACAAGCACUGGACCAGUUGGAUCAUUCGCCUGAAGUGGCCUUAGAACAUCUUCGUUCGGAACUCGAUUUUGAGAUAUUGGAAAUGCGUCGUGUGCUCAAGAUUGGUGGUCAAGCUGUAUGGCGUAGCGCAGCAAAAAGACCUUGGUAUAGACAACGAUUCGAGUUGGCUGGGUUCAAAGUUGAACCGGUGGAUAUCAGGGAAAAUGGCAAGGCUAUUGAUCGUGUGAAUAUGUACGCUUCUUUUUGGCGUGCGGAGAAGGUGGUGGAGUGA